Rhododendron vialii is the source of this 1937-nucleotide messenger RNA. RefSeq lists its product as uncharacterized. Lineage: Eukaryota; Viridiplantae; Streptophyta; Magnoliopsida; Ericales; Ericaceae. The record is from RefSeq and is a predicted model, not a curated record. The coding region runs from base 232 to 1473 and encodes 413 amino acids. The transcript has 7 exons.
ACCACGAAGAAGCAAUCUCUCUCUGGACAAACACACGCCAGUCCCCUCCCUCUCAUACCAAACGGCCCACACCAAUCCUCUCUCUCUCUCUCUCUCUCUCUCUCUCUCUCUCUCAUCACCAUGUCUGUACUCCAUAUCCCAAUCGAGGUCAAACCCUCUUCGCUUCAGACUUGAAAUUUUCCCCGAAAAUAGAAAAAGCCCUAACAAAAACCUUGUGAAAAGAAAAGUUCCAUGUUGGGCGACGGAGGAGGGAGGUUCUACUGGAGUCGGCAGCAUCGCACUGCUGAAGAGGCCCGGAAAGGAAUCGUCGUGGUCUUUGCAUGGGUUUCGAUCUGCGAAACCCAAUUGGAGAAUUUCGCGAACCUGUACUCGUCUCUUGGGUGGGACUCUCUCGUUUGUCUCGCCGAUUUCCUCAACCCGUUCUUUCCCGAGAAGGCUACAUCAGUGGCAUUUGCACUCCUCAAUGAACUUGUAGAGGAGCUAAGGAUUAAGCCGUGUCCUUUAGUAUUUGCAGCCUUUUCUGGUGGUUCAAAAGCAUGCAUGUAUAAGGUUCUUCAGGUUAUUGAAGGAGCCUGUGAAGUACAACUCACUCUGGAUGAUACUAGAUUGAUCAGGAACUGCAUCUCUGGUCACAUCUAUGAUUCUAGUCCUGUUGAUUUUACUAGUGACAUUGGUGCCCGAUUUUCGUUGCACCCAACCAUUCUUAAAAUGCCUGGUGCAGCUAAAAUAGUAUCAUCGAUUGCCAAAGGUGUUGCUUCUGGUCUGGAUGCUCUGUUUAUCACUAAGUUUGGAUCCGACCGCACUGAGUAUUGGCAGACGCUUUACUCCUCUGUUAGUUUGGGGGCCCCAUAUCUCAUUUUAUGCUCGGAAUAUGAUGAUCUUGCUCCAUAUUCAGCCGUCUACAAUUUUGCUCAGCGUUUACAGGAGCUGGGGGGAAACGUCGAAUUUGUGAAAUGGAAGGGAUCUCCACAUUUAGGUCAUUACGAGCAUUGUCCAAUACAAUACAGGGCCGCUGUGACCAAUCUCCUUCAUGAGGCAGUUUCAGUGUAUUCCCGUAAACGCCAUGUACUUGGAGAAAGGCAUUAUAUGGAGGAGGGUAUGCACGAUCAGAUAUCUGAGUUAGUAUGCGACCUCCAGAAGGCAGCAGUAGAAUCAAACCAGAGCUUUACACGUGUUGCACGUGGACCAAACGACCAUUUCUUCUUGCCGAGUUCAGCAGAAUAUGCUAGUUCAAGAGAAUCUGGGUCAUUACAAGAUGAGCAAAAGGAAGGGUCAGUUCAUUUGUCGAAUCCUCCAAGUAUGAGUGCUCACAGCGUCCUUGGUAAAAUCCUCUUUGACGCUUGUGUUCCCAAGAAUGUUGAAGGUUGGGAUAUUAAGUUUUCUGGUUCAUUGAAUGGCCAGCCGUUGGGUUCUGCUCAUAAGCAUUUUUCCCCUCUGAGCGGGAAGAAAUGCAUCCGCCGCUCUAGAUUAUAAGACCUUUUUUCCAGGUAUAACUAAGGAGAAGCUCAAUUGUCAUUUUGUAAACCUGGGGUGUUCAAGUUUCCAUGUGCUUGCCACAGUAAGAAGGCCAAAGAAUCAUGGGUGAGGUGUUUUCGACUGUGUGCUGCUGGCUGGAAUAUCUACUAUGGCUUGAUUUGUUGCUUCGUUAAGGCUAUAUUUGGAUCUUGGAUAUGUGAGAAUUUUGGGGAAAGGUAAAGGAACGGAAUGAUUAUACAUAAGAAGACGACAACGAAGAAGAACCUGUUUGCCUUUUCUUUUCCCACAAUUUCGUCCAUGAAUUCUAGAUCCAAACAGCUUAAGUGUACAGAAACAAUGAGAAAAUACUCCAUCAUGUGUAUAGUUUCCUUUACGGUAGACGAGGGACGUUUUGCAUCUUUGAGAACAUUGGCCUGCUUUUGGAGAAUGAAAUUUGGUAAUGUAAAAUUUUGCACAGUAAA